CCUCCGCACACACAGUUUGUACUUGUUGUAGGUUGUUGCCUGCAUUCACCCGUGUGUCCUCCAGGUGCACGGCGUGUCCAUCCCUUUGCUGAUAUUCUAGAAGACUAGUUGGCUGUGCCCAGGAAAGCAUCAUCAUGGACAAGAGUGUCGUUGAAACCCUGGACGAUUACAUCGCCUUUAUGGAUGACAAUGAUGGCUGGACAACGUUGUUCACCAAACUGCAUCAGGAUGCCGUAAGGAAUAUGUCUCCCUGCACUGUGGCCAAGGAGGCAGAAAGCAAAACAAGGAAUCGAUAUCGUGAUGUUCUGCCAGCUGAUCAAUCCCGUGUUUCGCUUGAGGUAGAGGGCGGUCAGUGUGACUACAUCAAUGCUAACUUUGUGGAGAUUGAGGAUGUUGGCCGACAGUAUAUUCUCACUCAGGGCCCACUGCCGCAUACGGCAGAGCAUUUCUGGCAGAUGGUCUGGGAGAAGAAGUCUAAAGGUGUUGCCAUGUUGAAUAAAGUUGUGGAGAAGGCAAUGAGAAAGUGCCACCAGUAUUUCCCUGCUCGUGAUGUUACUAGCGCAGACGGAGAGCCGCUCACUUCAUUGUCCUUUGGACCGUUUCACAUCAAGCUGGAGUCCAGUGUUGACAAGGGUGGCUUUGUUAUCAACACCCUGUCCCUCAGCAACAGUGAGAGUGAUGAGCCAGCUCGUGAAGUGCUGCACUUUCACUAUCGCAUGUGGCCUGACUUCCACCUUCCUAACACUGCUGAGGACUUUCUCAACUACCUGUGGGGUCUGCGCGACUCUGGCUGUUUUGACAGCGAUGUUGGCAGCCUUGUUGUUCACUGCAGUGCUGGUAUUGGCAGAUCCGGCACUCUCAUUCUGGUAGAUGUGUGCCUGCGCGAGAUUGAACUGCGAGGUGACUUGCCCGGCGCUAAGAUUGAGGAGUAUCUGCAGCGGAUGCGACGCCAGCGCUUUGGCCUCAUCCAGACACCGGAGCAGCUGCGCUUCGCUUACCUUGCUAUUGCUGAGGGUAUAGAGCGUAUCAACUUGCCCAGUUCUGCCCCCACCUCCACCACCGGUGAUGACGACACCGAGCCAACAGAGGCUGCGACGCAAGAGACCGCACCUCCUGUGCCUGUCGCCGACUAUAAGACAACUGAGAAGCCGGCAGCUGAGGCCACACCAUCUACCAAAGUUACUGCAGCCACUGCUGAUGAGCCAGCUGCGGCUGCUGCUGCUGCUGUACAGGAUGAUGACGCAACACAGGACAAGCCGCCGUGCAAGCGACAGGCGGAGGAGGACCUCUCACUGACUGGCGACCAGCCACCGCCCAAGCGGCCAGCAAAGAGUCCUUUAAACAGCAACGGCCAGGCCAAAGCAAGCGGGCAGUCCGAAGGCGCCACCGAGGACACUGAGCCUGGCCAACCCCUACCGUCCGCCGCAGCUGCCUCUUCGUCACAAGCAGCAGCAGCAAUUAUCGCUGAUCCCACUGCCACUGGUGGGAUGCAACAGCGACGCGGUGCACACAGCCCAGAGCUGGCAAAGAAAGCCAGCCGCACCUCCGCAGCAGCAACAUCUGACUCCGCCGAUACGCUUCCCUGGUCUACCUAUGUCAAGUGGUCGGUGGCCGCAGCCGUCGUUGCCGGGAGUGCCUAUGCCGCAUAUCGCCGCUUCUUGGCCUAAUACCGCCGUCUCCGUCGCCACCGUGCUACUUCCACGCCAGCCUGUGCUGUCUGUUGGUGCGUGGUCGUGUGUGGUCGCAUUGUGCCAUCAGACCUGUUGAGCGGAUGGGGAUAGAGUCUUGCUUGUCUUGCUGCUGCUUGCUUUCAAUGUCAACACUGGUCUCGCGAGUUUUGAGCACAACUUGAGGAUCGAUGGCCGUACGCAACCAGUGGCGUGUGUGCGUAUGCAUCGCGAAAGCCUGGGUAUAUAAUUGCGAUGCUGGCCGAGUACGAUUCUGUGAUUUGCAAUGUCUCAGUAUGUCCACAAUUGCUGUGUGUUUGUAUCUCUUCGUGUGUGCUUCAUACUGCUAUGUAAAUAUGCGUGUAGUACCUGUGUAUGGAUGUGGGUGUAGGUGUGUGUGGGUGUGGAGGCAUACAAGAGCGAUGAUGUGUAGCUAUGUGUGUGUGCGAGUGAGAAUGCGAAUGCGAGGGCAAGUUUGACCAUGUGUGUGUGCAGCGUGCGAGGGCGAGUUUGACCAUGUGUGCAGUCUUCGUGUAUGUACAUACUAGCUAUGUUCUAAUGUGCUGCUCUGAGUUCAGCAAGUCGGAACGGCCUCGCUCAGAGCCUUCUAUUAUUUUUCAAUUCGCCCGACCAUCGUCCUGUUUUCCUACCGAGAAUGACCGCUAUUUUCUAUUCCUUUGUUUUCAGCGAUCCUGCUGGUCACAAGCUGUGGAUGGAACUAGCCUUCCCCACUGCUGCUGCUGCUGCAUGCUUGCCAUUCAUGUUUCAACUGGCAUAUGGAGAUCGCUUCACUGUGUAUUUUUCUACGCUCUCUCUCUCUCUCUCUCUCUCUCUCUCUCUCUCUCUCUCUCUCUCUCUCUCUCUCUCUCUCUCUCUCUUGGCUUUUGCUCGCGGCAAGUGAAGUCAAGAUGAACCGCUGGCUCUGCCUCUCUCACGCAUGUUGUGUUCGUUUGGUGUUUUGUCGGCAUUAUUUGAGUGUAUUUUAAUUUCUUUUGUAGAAUUUCUUGCACUCUUAGUCAGUCUCCGGUCGGGUGCUAGCAUGCUUUUGCCGUUUCUUCUUCUCAAGUCUUUGCUGUGAAGUUUGCAUCGAGCGUUAGCGUUCAGUGCCUUAGUACCAGUA
Sycon ciliatum is the source of this 2787-nucleotide messenger RNA. RefSeq names its product tyrosine-protein phosphatase non-receptor type 1-like. Bases 135 to 1667 code for a protein of 510 amino acids. Gene Ontology annotation, cellular component: nucleus; cytoplasm. Gene Ontology annotation, molecular function: non-membrane spanning protein tyrosine phosphatase activity; protein kinase binding. The transcript has 10 exons. NCBI's taxonomy places the organism in Eukaryota, Metazoa, Porifera, Calcarea, Leucosolenida, Sycettidae. The record is from RefSeq and is a predicted model, not a curated record. Gene Ontology annotation, biological process: negative regulation of receptor signaling pathway via JAK-STAT; negative regulation of ERK1 and ERK2 cascade; peptidyl-tyrosine dephosphorylation.